Molecule: messenger RNA, 807 nt
Organism: Insectozyma verbasci
Lineage: Eukaryota; Fungi; Ascomycota; Pichiomycetes; Serinales; Debaryomycetaceae
Source: the annotation of a GenBank genome assembly
AUGACACAGCCUUCUAAAAAAGUUGCUCCAGCUCCGUUAGCUUCAAAACAAGCCAAACCUACCAAAUCUACUAAUCCUUUAGUCGAAUCUACGCCUCGUAAUUAUGGUAUCGGCGGGGCUAUUCAACCAAAAAGAAACUUAUCAAGAUUCGUUAAAUGGCCAGAAUAUGUUAGAUUACAAAGACAAAAGAAAAUCUUAUCAUUAAGAUUAAAAGUUCCACCAGCAAUUGCUCAAUUUUCGAAUACUUUAGAUAAAAACACUGCUGCUCAAACUUUUAAAUUAUUCAACAAAUAUAGACCAGAAACUACUCAAGAAAAGAAAGAAAGAUUAACUAAAGAAGCAGCUGCUAUUUCUGAAGGUAAAACUGCUAAAGAUGUUUCAUCAAAACCUUUAGUUGUUAAAUAUGGUUUAAACCAUGUUGUUUCAUUAAUUGAAAAUAAAAAAGCUAAAUUAGUUUUAAUUGCUAAUGAUGUUGAUCCGAUUGAAUUAGUUGUCUUUUUACCAGCUUUAUGUAAAAAAAUGGGUGUUCCGUACGCUGUUGUAAAAGGUAAAGCUAGAUUAGGAACUUUAGUUCAUAAGAAAACUUCAGCUGUUGCCGCUUUAACUGAGGUUUCACAAGCCGACGAAGCUGAAUUAUCAAAAUUGGUUUCAACCAUCAAUACCAAUUACUUGGAAAAAUACGAAGAAAAUAAAAAACAUUGGGGUGGUGGUAUCAUGGGCUCAAAAGCUGAAGAUAAAAUUGCUAAAAAAGAAAAGGCUGCUGCUCAAGCUGCUUCUACCACUGCUUCUACCGCUGCUUCUAAAUAG